AUGGUUGCAAACACUAAUACACUCUCAUUGCGAUUGGUCCUUGAGAAGGACAAAUUGAAUAGUUUGAACUUUCUUGACUGGUUCCGUAACUUGAGAAUUGUCCUCAAACAAGAACGGAAAUUAUAUGUCAGUGAAAAAUCACUUCCUGAUGAACCACCUGCUAAUGCCUCGAGGGCUGAUAAAGAUGCUUACAAGAAGCAUCUCGAUGAUAUGGUAGGCGUUGGAUGUCUUAUGCUUGCCACUAUGAAUCCUGAGCUUCAAAAGCAACAUGAGGAUAUGGUUGCUUAUGAUAUGAUCGAGCACUUGAAAGAACUAUAUCAAGGGCAAGCAAGGCAAGAGAGGUUCGUUAUCUCUAAGGCCCUAUUCCAAUGUAAGCUGGCUAAAGGAAGCCUAGUAGGACCUCAUGUCCUUAAGAUGAUUGGCUAUAUUGAAAGCCUGUCUAAGCUUGGGUUUCCAUUGGGCCAAGAGUUGGCCACUGAUGUUAUUCUGCAAUCGUUGCCUGAUAGCUACAACCAGUUUGUCCUCAAUUUCAAUAUGAAUGAAAUUGACAAGACUCUGACACAAUUGCUUAGCAUGUUACGAACUGCUGAAAACGACAUGAAAAAGGUUGGACCCAAGCCCAUACUGAUGGUCCGUAACAAUAAGGGUAAGGGAAAGGCCAAAGUCCCGACAAAGCCUAAGGGAAAAGGUAAGCCCAAUCUUGGAAAAGGAAAGGCUACACUGAAACCUAAAGGUGGGGUAUCUAAGGAAGGAAACUAUUUUCAUUGUGGUGUGACUGGACAUUGGAAGUGGAACUGCCCUAUCUAUCUUGAGGAAAUCAAGAAGGCCAAAGCAAGCGGAACGUCUGCUUUAGGUAUUUAUGUUAUUGAUAUUAAUUUAUCAACUACUACUUUUUGGGUAUUAGAUACUAGUUGUGGUUCUCAUAUUUGUACUUCUGAUAGGGACUACAAAGGAGUAGGACUUUGGCUAGAGGAGAUGUGGACUCAUGAGUUGGAAAUGGAGCAAGAGUUCUUUGCAUUAGUCGUGGGAACAUAUACUUUAUCUUUGCCUAGUGGACUUGGUGGAGAGUAUUUGAGCCUAGAGUUUGAUGAUCUUUUGAAGGAAUGUGGGAUUGUCUCACAACUUACUCCUCCUGGUACUCCUCAAUGGAAUGGAGUUUUUGAGAGAAGAAAUCGAACUCUAUUAGACAUGGUUCAAUCCAUGAUGAGUCAGGUUAAUCUACCGACUUUCUUUUGGGGACAUGCACUUAAAACAGCUAUUUUCACACUAAAUCGUGUUCCAUCUAAAUCGGUUCAAAAGACGCCAUAUGAGAUGUGGACUCGGAAACGUCCCAGUGUAUCUUUGUGGGGUAUCCGAAAUAAACCAAAGGAUAUUAUUUCUUUAAUCCCAUUUGAGAACAAAGUGUUUGUUGCUCGGACUGGUAUCUUCCUAGAGAGAGAAUUUGUUUCUAGAAAAGGAAGUGGGAGAAAGAUUGAACUUGAAGAAAUUCGAGAAUCACAAGAUACCACUGAACCAGAGAUAGAACAACAGCAAAUUCCACAAGAAAUUGAGGAACAAGUAACUGCUGUAGAAACACAACCACCACGUAGAUCUUUAAGAGAACGCCAUGCACCUGAGAGAUAUGGAUUUCUCAUUACAAUGCAUGGUGACAUUCUUCUUAUAGAUCAAGAUGAGCCUAGGACUUAUCAAGAAGUUGUGGCGAGCCCAGACUCUGAGAAAUGGCUCGAGGCCAUGAGAUCUAAGAUGGAUUCCAUGUAUGAAAACCAAGUAUGGACUUUGGUUGACCCACCCGAAGGGGUUAAACCUAUAGGGUGCAAGUGGGUUUUCAAAAAGAAAACGGACAUGGAUGCUAUGUUUAAAUCCAUCAGGAUCUUGCUCGCCAUAGCUACAUUUCAUGAUUAUGAAAUCUGGCAGAUGGAUGUCAAAAUAGCUUUCCUUAACGAGAAACUUGAAGAGGAUGUGUACAUGACACAACCUGAAGGUUUUGUUAAUCCAAAGGAUGCUGGAAAGAUAUAUGUCUCAUAUGCCUUAAGUAUGACAAGCAGGUACCAAGUAGAUCCCGGUGAAGGUCACUAG
Molecule: messenger RNA, 2076 nt
Organism: Gossypium arboreum
Lineage: Eukaryota; Viridiplantae; Streptophyta; Magnoliopsida; Malvales; Malvaceae
Exons: 5
Coding region: 1-2076 (691 amino acids)
Biological process (GO): DNA integration
Molecular function (GO): nucleic acid binding
Source: RefSeq, a predicted model, not a curated record